Molecule: messenger RNA, 2337 nt
Organism: Gracilinanus agilis (Agile Gracile Mouse Opossum)
Lineage: Eukaryota; Metazoa; Chordata; Mammalia; Didelphimorphia; Didelphidae
Gene: TFAP2B
Product: transcription factor AP-2 beta
Exons: 6
Coding region: 1-1236 (411 amino acids)
Biological process (GO): regulation of cell population proliferation; anatomical structure development; regulation of transcription by RNA polymerase II
Cellular component (GO): nucleus
Molecular function (GO): DNA-binding transcription factor activity, RNA polymerase II-specific; RNA polymerase II transcription regulatory region sequence-specific DNA binding
Source: RefSeq, a predicted model, not a curated record
AUGCACUCACCUCCUAGAGAACAGGCUGCCAUCAUGCUCUGGAAACUGGUUGAAAAUGUCAAGUACGAAGACAUCUAUGAGGACCGGCAUGAUGGAGUCCCCAGCCACAGUUCUAGGCUGUCUCAGCUGGGUUCCGUGUCCCAGGGACCCUACUCAAGCGCCCCUCCGUUGUCUCAUACUCCGUCCUCGGAUUUCCAGCCGCCCUAUUUCCCACCCCCCUACCAGCCGCUUCCCUAUCACCAGAGCCAGGACCCUUACUCCCACGUUAAUGACCCUUACUCCCUGAAUCCCUUGCACCAACCCCAGCAGCAUCCUUGGGGGCAAAGGCAGAGGCAAGAAGUGGGGUCAGAAGCCGGCUCUCUCCUGCCACAGCCUCGGGCCGCUUUGCCUCAGCUCUCGGGACUGGACCCUAGGAGAGACUACCACUCAGUCAGGCGGCCUGAUGUGCUGCUACACUCGGCUCACCACGGACUGGACUCCGGCAUGGGGGACAGUCUCUCCUUGCAUGGCAUCGGACACCCAGGAAUGGAAGACGUCCAGUCAGUUGAAGAUGCCAAUAACAGCGGCAUGAAUCUAUUGGACCAGUCUGUCAUUAAAAAAGUUCCGGUUCCUCCCAAAUCUGUGACUUCUCUGAUGAUGAAUAAAGAUGGCUUCCUGGGAGGGAUGUCGGUUAAUACAGGCGAGGUGUUUUGUUCUGUUCCUGGUCGUUUGUCCCUGCUCAGUUCAACUUCAAAGUACAAAGUCACUGUGGGGGAAGUUCAAAGACGACUCUCCCCUCCCGAAUGCCUGAACGCUUCUCUCCUUGGUGGAGUCCUGCGAAGGCCUUCAGUGGUGCAGCUCUGCAUGUUCUCGCACGUUUAUCUUGCAGGAGGAGGGGAGGAAAACGUUAAUGGAAAGUGUCAUUUUUGCUGUUGUUCUUGUUCCUCCUCAUGUAGGCAACUGUGCAAAGAAUUUACAGACCUGCUCGCCCAGGACAGGACACCUAUUGGAAACAGUAGGCCCAGCCCCAUUUUGGAACCCGGGAUUCAGAGCUGCUUGACCCACUUCAGCCUCAUCACCCACGGCUUUGGGGCUCCAGCUAUCUGUGCUGCCCUCACAGCCCUGCAGAACUACCUGACAGAGGCUCUCAAAGGCAUGGACAAGAUGUUUUUGAACAACAGCACCACUAACAGGCACACAUCUGGGGAAGGACCAGGUAGUAAAACUGGAGACAAGGAGGAAAAACACAGAAAAUGAAUUUUUUUUAAAGGAAAAGGGAAAAUCUUUUAAAUAAAAAAAAAAAAGAAAAAAGAAACAUUUCAAUUUUAGCUUUAAAAUAUUGGAUUGGCUUUGGAAGAAUUAUAUUAGGUAGAGCACACACAAACAAAAGUUAACAAAAAGAAAAAGAAAGAAAAAUAACUUUUUAAAAAUCAAAGGCGCACAACGGAGCAACAAUACUGGUUCUCGGUGUCUAUUCAAGAUACACUUGGAGACAACCUCCCGGAUUUUCCACUUCGGUUCUUUCGAUCUUAGUAAAGCUGAUAAUAAAAGAAAACCCUGAUUUUUUUUUCUUUGGAAAAAUAAACAUAAGACAAAAAAUGAGAAAACAGUAACUUAUUGGAAGAAAAUCGGAUAAACAUUGGUGGUGUCAGUGCUUUGAAAUCUGGUUGGCUGAGACGCACGAACUGUUUUUUUUUUUCCUUUCUCCUCCCUUCGAACUUUCCCCUUCCCUCAUUCCCAAACCACUCUCUCUUCUUUUCCCUCCCUUCUUCUCUAGCUCCAUUUCGAAAAUCUCCCGGGAUGAAAUGAUUGUAUCUGGGCCUUAGGCAUUGUGUUUAAAACUUUUCAUUUCACUUGACGUUUCGUUUUUAAAUCACUGGUACCAUUUUUCCUCCCCUAGCUUUGAUGGUUAGAGUUGGCGAAGAAUAGGGGAGAUGUAAAUUGUCUGGGUUGGGAGGGGGAAGGCUAUCAGCGCUAGCGGAGGUUGCUGCGAUCUUUGGCAGAGACUAGGGAGAGAGCCUGGGAAUCUGGAAAAUAAGGACGAAUCUGAUGUAUUAGUCAUCUGUUUCAGCUUCCUCAUUUCCUUAAAGAAGUGUUUCUAUUCCUCAGCAAUGCCAGCGUCUGCACAAGAAUCUUUCAUUUGUUCUAGUAUCUGUGUGAGGUACCGUUUUUCAGAAUUGUAGUAAAAGAAAAACAAAAACAAAAACAAAAAUACGAAUAAGUUAAUUAGUAUGUAUUCCUUCGGAGGGGUAUGUACCAUUUCAUUCUCUUCUGUUUUCCAAAGCUGUGCCCGCAUGGUUUAUGAGCUUCUUCAAAGAGGACUUGGGCUUUCUACACAAUCUAUAAGGUACAGAGACA